This is a messenger RNA of Sesamum indicum (sesame), 1797 nucleotides long. NCBI's taxonomy places the organism in Eukaryota, Viridiplantae, Streptophyta, Magnoliopsida, Lamiales, Pedaliaceae. The record is from RefSeq and is a predicted model, not a curated record.
AUGGCUUUUUCUUGCCCUGCAAUCGCCGCCACAAUUUCUACCUCCGUCGCCUCCUUUUGUCUCUUCUCUCCUCCACCUUCCGCCGUGCAGUUUUCUCACUUGUUUCUCAAUAAAUCUCCACUUUCCACCGAGAAACAUGAUUCGGCAAAGUUUGCCUGCAAAACUAAAGAUUCCAGUGAGAACAACCCAAAAAUCGACCCCGACGAGAAAGAAAAUCAAGAACUGAUAGUGCAGAGAAGGGGUUUUCUCCUGAUUGGGUUGGGCUCUACUGGAAUUUACGAAACUGCAGUCAAUCUAGGAUCAUCGGUUUCUCCAGAUUACUUGAACUGUGUUGACGCCGCAAAACCUGACGGCGCGCCCAUCAACUGCUGUCCCACCUCCCCGGCCGGGAUGGAGAUCACUGAUUAUAUCCCUUCUCCCACUGCCAUCACCCGUGUUCGUUUGCCGGCUCACACAGCCAACGGCCGUGAUAAUAUGGUCAAGUAUAGAAAAGCAGUCGACCUCAUGAAGCAGCUGCCUGCCAGUGAUCCCCGUAGUUUCAUGCAGCAGGCGAACGUGCACUGUGCUUACUGCAACGGCGGCUACAACCAAGAGGGCUAUUCAAAUGUGAGAUUUCAAGUCCACAGAUCAUGGCUGUUUUUCCCAUUUCAUAGGUGGUACCUAUAUUUUUACGAGAGAAUAUGCCGGAAAUUGUUGCAAGACGAAACUUUUGCCUUGCCAUUUUGGAACUAUGACUCGCCUUCCGGCAUGGAAAUCCCGGCCAUGUUUAAUGACAGCAGUUCAUCUCUCUACGACAGGCUGCGCAACCAGGACCACUUGCCGCCCGUCGUCGUCGACCUGAACUGGGGCUCUUUUCUUACCGGUAUAAGCCCGGAAAAGAACCAGAUCAAAUACAACCUCAACUUAAUGUACAAACAAAUGAUCACAAAUGCCACAACUCCAAGGCUUUUCUUUGGGCAACCCUACAGAGCUGGCGACGAAACCCCAACGAGAAGUGGGUCUGGAUCCAUUGAAAUAGCUCUGCAUACCACUAUUCACGCAUGGACGGGUGACCCGAAACAGCCCUUCACAGAAGACAUGGGAACUUUCUAUGCAGCUGCUCGAGACCCCAUUUUCUAUGCGCAUCAUGCCAACAUCGACAGAUUGUGGAACAUUUGGGUAGAUAAACUCGGAGGCAAAGUUUUCAGGGACCCCGAUUGGUUGGAUUCCUCGUUCAUGUUUUACAACGAGGAAGCCAAGCCGAUGAUUGUCAAAGUGAAGGAUUGUCUGGACUCAACGAGCCUGGGAUACAUUUACGAAGACAUCGAGAUCCCAUGGCUUGACGCAAAGCCUACUCCUCGUAGAAAAGGUGUCCGGGUAGUUACUUCUGAACUAUGCCAAGCCACUCAGGUUUUCCCGACGGCCCUGGACAGGGUUUUGAACAUUAUUAUCCGGCGCCCUAAAGAGUUGAGGAGUAAAGAAGAGAAAGAAGAGGCGGAAGAGGUGUUGCUGGUAGACGAAAUAGAGUAUGAUUGCAGUAAACCCGUGAAGUUUGAUGUGUACUUGAAUGAAUCUGAUGUGAAAUUAUGUACGCCUGCGAAUUCCGAAUUCUUGGGCAGCUUCCUCGAUGUGCCUUAUCAUAGACACCCGAGGUCGACAGAGAAGGGGUCAGUGAGGUUUGCGAUAUCUAGCGUGUUGGAGGAGCUACAUGGAACCAACGAGAGCGACUUUUUGUUGGUGACUUUGGUCCCUAGGCGUGGCGAUGUGACGAUAGGUGGUGUUAAGAUUGAGUUUGACACAUCUAAGAAUUCAGCAUAA